Molecule: messenger RNA, 1927 nt
Organism: Phoenix dactylifera (date palm)
Lineage: Eukaryota; Viridiplantae; Streptophyta; Magnoliopsida; Arecales; Arecaceae
Source: RefSeq, a predicted model, not a curated record
CGAAUGCCGCGAGAAGCCUCACAUUUCGGUCGGCCCCUCGUCGGCCUACCAACCCAGCUUUUCGUCACCUCUCUCCUCCUCUUCCUCUCUCUCUCUCUCUCUCUCUCUCUCUCUCAAUUGAGACAAUGGCCAAACCCGAUAACGCCACGGGCAGCUGAAACCGAUCGCCUCCUUUCCUCUUCCAUCAUAAAAGCAUAGAAACCAAGCUCCAGGGUGAGGGUCACGGUUGUAAAUUUCUUCUGAGAUCUAAAGCCAGUGCUCUAUUCUUUUGGUUUGGGAGAGAUUUCCGGAUGGCUACGUGCUUCGAUCGGUGGGAGAAGGAUCCGUUCUUCGCAGCCGCGGAGGAGGUCCAGGAAUCCGCUGACAGGAUGGAAUCCGUUUACAGAAGAUGGAUUUAUGAGAGGAAAGCGGCUUCUAGCGGCGCUGGAAAUGGUGAAGACGUCUCCGGGGAACUCCUCGGGGAGCUUCACACGGCACUCGGCACGGCAAAAUGGCAGCUUGAGGAGUUGGAUCGGGCGGUUAGGUCGUGCGAUGAGGCUUGCUCGGCCGGGCAGGACGCAAGGACCCGGCACAGCCAAUUUGUUGCGGCGAUUGGGAAUCAGAUAUUGCUGGUGGAGAAUUCUUUGAGGGAAUUGACACAUGAGGAGGGGAAAGCUAUGGCCUGGGUUCAAUUGGAUGAAGGAGAGCGGGAUGAGCUCGCUCUUUUCUUGUCCUGUCCCUUGCCAGAACUAGAGAAAUUGGUGACUGUUCCUUCUGUUGGUGAGGUGAAGAUAGAGGGCAAUCAUCUGAAGAUGAAUGGAGAGGCUGAAUGCCCGAAGAAUAUUUCCCAAUCAUAUGAGUUGGAUAGGAGGGAAAGAGAGGAGGAGAAUGUGCAACAGCACCGGAGGACAGCAAGUGCUAAUGCUGAUAUUGGGGUAUGGAAGAUUUCGGUUUCUGACGAAGAAGCUCCAAGGAGAUCAUUUGACAAGCGGCCCAAUUUACCCCCUCCAAAGAUACCCAGCUUAUCUUGCUUAACAAAGGCUUUAGAAUCAACAUCUAGGAUGAACUUGUCUAAAAAUGGCUAUAGGAAAUGGAAAGGUGGGGCUCAACAUCAAGAGGAAGAAUUGAUCCCAUUACGAAACAAUCAAUUGAGUCGGGGAAAUGAUGCAUGCUAUGAGAAAAGUAAGAGCUGCCUUAGUAGUUAUGGUGAUGAAUCUUAUGAUAAACAGCUCUAUGGGUGGUUUGGAGCUCUUCAAAGACAGUUUCAAAGGUCUCAGUAUCAAAUCCAGUAUGGCCGUCCUAUUCAAACUAUCCUCUGGGCCACUCUCGUACUUGUAUUACUUGUCUUAUUGACGCUGAGUGCAAUAUAGCGGUGAUAGACAUAUUGACACAUCAUUUGGCAGUUGGAAAAUCCAUGGGUGGUAGUUCAAGCUUUGGUACUUUCACAACAGUAAGUGCAGGUUGUCGAUAACUUUUAGGGCUUAUGCCAAAUGCAUGCAUCGGAGCCUCGACUCUUUGUACGGUUUCUUAUUAGUAAAAGAUGUAUCUGGAAAGCCUUAUCUGGAGAGGCAUCGUUUGUAUUCUGUUGUGAAAGUUGUAUCAAUGUGAAAUGUUGGUCGUUUGUUUCCAUAAGAUCAUUUUUUGCUUCCAACUUCUGAUGCCAAAAGAGAAGUGCCAAUAAUCUUCUUCUCCCAUCAAAUGACAGUUUAGAAAUGCAUCACAGAAUAUCCCAUGCCGACACAUGGCAGGGGCGUAGAAUGGAAUCAUCCCAGCUGUUGAUGCACUUGAUCUUGCGAACCUCAGGUGUUGCAUUUCAUGCAGGAUGGUUCACAGUGCAUCGAUUGACAUUCCGGCACUCGGUCAUUCAUCCUGUGUUUGUGCUGUAUAUGUUGUUAGAGGUUGCAGAGUCUGCAGACGCUACAAAAUAAACUGCAUUUUUUUGUGAUUA